Molecule: messenger RNA, 3710 nt
Organism: Epinephelus moara (kelp grouper)
Lineage: Eukaryota; Metazoa; Chordata; Actinopteri; Perciformes; Serranidae
Product: perforin-1-like
Exons: 4
Coding region: 120-2222 (700 amino acids)
Biological process (GO): leukocyte mediated cytotoxicity
Molecular function (GO): calcium ion binding; pore-forming activity
Source: RefSeq, a predicted model, not a curated record
UGAAGUGAUUUUAACUCAUUUAUCAUGUGGUAGAAAAUGUUUAUUGCUGCUUCAGUUCGGCUUGGUCCUCUCCAACCACUAACUUUUAGUGGUGUAGUAAUAAACGGCUUCACUUGCUCAUGAAUCAUGUUUGUCUUUCAGGUUUAACCAUCAGUUUCUAUCCGUCACCCAAACUUAAAAGAAACAUGUUUCUCUUGAAUAUCUGCAUCUAUGCCAGCCUCAUGCUGUCCCUCCCUCAGUGUACAUAUCAGUCAUGCACAGAGGGGACACCCAGACAGUGUGUAGAUGCAGAAUUUGCUCCAGGUACCAAUUUGGCCGGGGAAGGCUUUGAUAUCACCAAAAUGGAACGUAAGGGGGCCUUUGUGCUUGACAUGAAUAGGUGGAAACGCAAGGACAAAACAUGCACCCUGUGCAGCAACCCCUAUCUGGAGAACAAAAAGCAAAAGCUCCCCUUGUCAGUGGUGGACUGGAGACCAAAGCAGUCCUGCAACAUGAAAGUAGCCAGUGCGCUCCACCGGUCCAGUGAGUCCCUGGUCAGUUCCAGUACCUCUUCUGUGGAUAACAACUGGCAGACCAAUCUAGAUGUUACUGUAGGUGAAAAAAGCGGCAAAGUGAUGCUAGCUGGUACCCAUUCUAAAUUGGCUGAAUACUCCAUGGAAAAAACAAAAAAUGACAAGUUCAGCUUCACAAGCCUCAGCAUGUCCUGUGAGUACUACAGCUACAGAGUGUCAGGCACUCCCAAGUUGCACAGAGAAUUUCAAAAAGCACUGAAACAGCUCCCCAAAAUCUACAGCCCUGAAUACAAGCAACGUUUUUACAAACUUAUUGACAACUUCGGCACCCAUUACAUCACCAAGGUGAAGUUGGGAGGAAGUGUUCAAUCUGUGACCAGCAUCAGGCAGUGCCAGGCCAGCCUGCAGGGCCUCAGUUUGGAGGAGGUGCAGAUGUGCCUGGAAGCUGAGGCGUCAGCCAGCAUCAAAGCUGAAGCAAAAGCAGAAGUAAAACACUGCCAGAAGGACAUGGACAAGAUGGAAAUGAAGACAUCCUUCUCCGGCCUCUUCAACGACAGGUUCACAGAAAUAAAGGGAGGCCAUACCACGGAGCCGGACCUUCUAUUCUCUGCUGACAAGGAUCCAUCAGCCUACAAAGAAUGGCUGAACACACUACCACAGAAUCCAGACGUAGUCUCAUACUCCCUGGACUCACUGCAUGAGUUACUGCCCACUAACAGCCCUGUACGCAAGAACUUGCGCUCAGCGAUUAGCCAUUACAUCCUGGAAAGGGGUCUGUGGAAGAACUGCAGUGACCACUGUCAGGCCGGCAUCAAGAGUGACCCACGAGAUACCUGUGUCUGCCAAUGCCACAAUGACCCUGCUGUAAACCAAGACUGCUGCCCAACCCGUAAGGGUAUGGCGCGGGUCAUCAUAACUGUACAACGGGCCUCUGGCCUGUGGGGAGACCACACCACAGAAACGGACGGCUAUGUGAAGGUGUCCGUCAAUGGGAUAAUGGUCCGGCGUACUCCUGUCAUUUACAACAACAAUAAUCCGCAUUGGGCCACGAUUGUCGACCUGGGCACCCAGGAUUUGUCCUCAGGAAAUACAGUGAAAUUUGAAGUGUGGGAUGAGGACAACAAGUGGGACGACGACCUGUUGGGACAAUGUGAGCAAUCUCUGUCUGCUGGAGUCAAAGAGGAUCUCUGCAACCUGCAACAUGGCCAGCUGUUCUACAAAUUGGCGGUGAAAUGUGCUCCGAGUCUGAGUGGAGCUACAUGCAAAGACUAUAAACCUUCGCCUAUGAGUCAAAGUCUGAAAAGGCUGUAUGUGUCCCGUCAUGCACAUCCUGUUCCAAAGGCCAUCCUCUUAGAGAUGGGUGUGUUUGUGAAUGAAACAAGUUCACAGAGAAACCAGAGUCUUACUCAAGGUUUUUCCUGCAUUGAGAAUGACAAGACGGCUGACUCUGUCAAAUUUCAUGGUGCCUCCAGCUCUCCAGAAAACUCUGAAUGGUAUCGCAAUGGAAAACAGUGUUUUCUAGCAAGUGUUGCGCUUGGUGGAUUUCUAUCACUUCUAACUGCAAUCGCAGCAUUACGCCAAUAUAGUGGCACUGUCGUAAUUCGCACAGUCCACCAGGAAAGCACCACCAAAACUGCAAAAGAGGAAGAAAAGAUCAAUCUGAUUUGGACUGCAGAAAAGCAGGGGCUAGUCCAGUUCAGUGCGCCAUAGUGUUUCCGCUUAUAACAUUUUUGCCACCAAAAAAAAAAAAGAAAGAAAAAAGUCACUGAAGAAAACAAAACUAUUUUUCCUGCUGUUUAAUGAUAGUUUUAUAUCAUCAAUUGGAGUUUAUUAAUGCCAUUGCAAACAGCAGCCAAAUUCUGGGUUUCUUUAGCUACUCCACACGUCUCUACAAGUGUGCCUGAACGUCUUGUACCGAGACUAUAACGUCUAACGACAACUGUAAAACAUUAUUCAUUAUAAUAUAUAACAGCAUGACUGCCACCUAUACUGAUAAAAGCAAAUACAUUUUACAAAAGGAAGUAAAAUUAUCAAAUUAAAUUACAGAAAAAAGGACAGGCAGUCUUAUAAAAGUGUCUCGUAAAAGUGUGUGAGAGGGGAUUACUUAAAAUACAAAUAUUUUUACAAUUAUUUUUUAAAUGCUUCAAAAAUAGGAGCUCUUUGUUUGUGUAAAUAAUAUUCUACCAGCAGAAUAAAAUUUGAGCUUAUCAAGCCUUUAUGAACUGCUACUUCAGUAUAAAAAAGACUAUUACUGGGACAAUAGAAAUUUGCUGAUGAACACUUAAUAUCCAGGAAUUCACACUAUAGACACCACUGACUAUCCACGUAACAAUUUGGCCACAGUUUAUUCAUAAUUAUAUUUUUUUCCAAUCAUAUAGUUAUUAGAACUCCUAAAAUGUGUUGCUUGUAAAAUGUGUUUCCUUGAGCCAGCUGAAGGCACAGUACACAUUAUCAGGGUGGUACCACCUUCGCCUCAUUUUGAGCCAGGAAAAACCCCGUUACUGCAGAAACUCAAAUGUAAGAUUCGAUACAACACCCAUGUUUGGCUUUACUGAGGCUUACAUGAUCUUUUUACUAGGUGUAUCAAUGAGGUUAACUGCAGCAAAAUCCUUUAACAUCCAUUGUUAAAUCUGUACUUGUCACAAAGGAUGAGAAGUAUGUCUGUUGGGGAAGAAUCUUUUAUGUGCUGACAAAGCGGUUGCACUGAAUUAUGGAGAGUGUUACUAUAUAUACUAAAUAAUUUGUUUGAAAGAAAAGUUAUGUUAAUGUAGGCUCUCAGAAAUCAGCAUCCACAAAUGAUCCAGCUGACUGAGAUGUACUUGUAAAAUGUUGUAACAUAUUAAAAAUAUGAAUAAAAGCAGUGGCAGACAUAUACUUCUGUUUUAUAUACUACAUAUGCAUGUUAUUUGUAUCAUAUAGUACCCACUGUGCUUUAGACACUGGCCUGGUCUGUCACAGGACAGCACAGUAUACGCAGCACAUCAUCUAAAAGUUCUUGCAGCUGUCAAAAUAUGAAUGUGAUUCAAUGUAGCUUUUACUUAUGGACUUAUUUAUGCCUUUUUUUUCUCCCAUACUUUUAAAUAAAAUUGAAAUGUUUGCAGAUUUUAUGUAUUGUGCAAUCACUUUGUAGCAUUUUAGAAUCUAUAUAAACAUAUAUAACAUAUAUAUAUUCAAGUGUGUUUUAAUCACAUUAUUAUU